Cicer arietinum (chickpea) is the source of this 1585-nucleotide messenger RNA. RefSeq names its product autophagy-related protein 18a. The record is from RefSeq and is a predicted model, not a curated record. Gene Ontology annotation, molecular function: protein binding. NCBI's taxonomy places the organism in Eukaryota, Viridiplantae, Streptophyta, Magnoliopsida, Fabales, Fabaceae.
UGACACGUCCCUUGAAGAACAAGUAAAAGCAACCCCAACCCAACCCACAUCAUCUGGGAGAUUAGAAUUAGAUACUACCUCUUUCUCUUCUUCCCCGAUUUUCAUUCAAUCCAAUACUUUCUGCAACCCUAAUUCCCAAUCCCAAUUCUAAAUGUCUCAAACCUCUCAAACCCUAAUGCCUCUCGAUUCCGAAGAACCACCCUCCUCCUCCCCAAUUUCCACUUCCCCCAAUACAUCCUCCAAUUCCAUACCCACCGUCCUCCACCUUUCCUUCAACCAAGACUCUGGUUGCUUCGCUACCGGCACCGAUCUCGGCUUCCGCAUCUACAACUGCGAUCCCUUCCGCGAGAUUUUCCGCCGGGAAUUCGGUCCCGGCGGCGGAAUCGGUUUGGUCCACAUGCUAUUCCGAUGCAAUAUUCUCGCUUUCGUCGGCGGUGGAUCAGACCCUCGGUAUCCUGCGAACAAGGUGAUGAUAUGGGAUGAUCACCAGUCUCGGUGCAUCGGAGAGCUUUCGUUUCGGUCGGAGGUGAAAGGUGUUCGCCUUCGAAGGGACCGAAUUGUGGUUGUUUUGGCACAUAAGAUUUUCGUUUACAAUUUCGCUGAUCUUAAGGUUCUUCACCAAAUUGAGACCAUUGUGAACCCUAAGGGUCUUUGUGAGGUUUCACAUGUUUCGGGAACUAUGGUGUUGGCGUGUCCUGGGUUGCAGAAGGGUCAGGUUAGGGUUGAACAUUAUGCCUCUAAGAGAACCAAGUUCAUCAUGGCACAUGAUUCCAGAAUCGCUUGCUUCGCUUUAACCCAAGAUGGACGUUUACUUGCUACUGCAAGCUCCAAGGGGACUCUCAUGAGAGUUUUCAAUACCUUGGAUGGUUCCUUGCUCCAAGAGGUACGGAGAGGUGCUGACAGAGCUGAGAUAUACAGUCUUGCCUUCUCUUCCACUGCACAGUGGUUAGCUGUCUCGAGUGACAAGGGAACCGUUCAUGUCUUCAACCUGAAGGUUGAUUCGGGAUUGUUGGGACAUGACAGAUCGCAUACUACAUCUGAGUCUAGUCCUACUAGCACAGCAGCGGCUUCGUCUCUUUCUUUUUUCAAAGGUGUCUUACCUAAGUAUUUUAGCUCAGAGUGGUCUGUGGCUCAAUUUCGCUUGCAAGAGGCUGUUCAAUAUAUUGUUGCCUUUGGCCAUCAGAAAAAUACAAUUGUGAUACUUGGCAUGGAUGGCAGCUUCUAUCGAUGUCAGUUUGAUUCUGCAACCGGUGGGGAGAUGACACAACUUGAAUAUUACAAUUUCCUAAAACCAGAAGAGACAUUCUAGUAUGAGUGCAUCAUUCUGUAUAUAUCUUCGUUGGCACUUGCUGUGAAUACUAUUUGAAUUUCUAUUUACCUUGUUAUUUAUAAUAACACCAAGUUGUAAAUAGAAUUUAUGCAAAGCCACUAAUGUCAUUCAAUCUUCUCUGUUGCGGUGUAUAUAUUUAAACUCGGCGUUGUCAAUUGAAAUUUUUGGCUCCAGAUUAUACUCUGUGAAAAUAAUUGUGUCGGGACUCCGGAUUCUGGUUUUCUUGUUAUGCUAACUAUUUUCAGUAAUGCUUAA